Rhagoletis pomonella (apple maggot) is the source of this 966-nucleotide messenger RNA. RefSeq lists its product as uncharacterized. The transcript is spliced from 2 exons. NCBI's taxonomy places the organism in Eukaryota, Metazoa, Arthropoda, Insecta, Diptera, Tephritidae. Gene Ontology annotation, biological process: DNA integration. Gene Ontology annotation, molecular function: nucleic acid binding. The record is from RefSeq and is a predicted model, not a curated record. The coding region runs from base 1 to 966 and encodes 321 amino acids.
AUGGCCGACCUGCCUAAAGAGCGAAUUCAGGCCUCGCGCCCAUUCAUAGUCACCGGUGUGGACUACUGUGGGCCAUUUUAUUACAAGCCUGAAGUACGCAAUAAAUCGCCCCACAAAUGUUAUGUAAGCGUUUUCAUUUGCUUCGCCACAAAAGCUGUAUGGAUGGAGUUGGUAAGAGACCUCUCAACAGGUGCUUUCAUUGACGCGCUAAAACGAUUCAUCGCUAUGCGUGGCAUACCCAGCUGCAUCUGGUCUGACAAUGCGACGAAUUUUGUAGGCGCCAAGAACGAGCUUAAAGAACUACGGAACUUAGCCCUCAGCGAGAAACACCGCAGCGAAGUCCCCAACUUUUGCCUCAGUAAUGGCUUUGAUUGGCGUUUCAUCCCACCUCGCUCUCCGCACUUUGGCGGUUUGUGGGAAGCGGCCGUAAAAACAGCCAAACAACAUUUCUAUCGUUUCGUUGGCUCAUCACUGCUUGGCUUCGAUGAAUUGCAAAACCCAGAGGAUUUAGAUGUGCUAACGCCAGGCCAUUUCUUGAUUGGUGGUUCUCUGACAGCUCUUCCGGAACCGGAUCUAACGACGCUAAACUACGACCGACUUGAUCGAUGGCAGCGUGCAACAUACAUUAAACAGGUUUUUUGGAAGCGGUGGACUCAAGAGUAUCUAACUCUUCUACAGCAACGCGCAAAGUGGCGUUUACCUCAUGCCAACAUUCAAGUCAAUGAUGUCGUAUGCAUAAAGGAAGAAAACUCACCACCACUGAAGUGGCCUCUAGCACGGGUAAUCGAAGUUGUUCCUGGAGCAGACGGUGUCGUACGUGUGGCACUUUUAAAAACAUCUAGCGGCAUAACGCGACGAGCCGUGAACAAGCUGUGUGUCCUCCCGGUGAAGGAUUCUGUUGAAAGCCCUGAUCUUUCAACGGGGGGCAGGAUGUUCGGAGCAGCAGCGGAUAAGCCAGCAACAUAA